AUGCUAGCAGACAGUGGAUGGACAAGUGCACUUGUUGAAGCUGAUGUAGCCUCUUCCGGAACUGCAGAUUCAUUCCUGUCGGCAACCAAUGUCACUAAAACACGUCAAGCACAUCAGGUCACAGCAUGCAGUUUGUUUCAGCUCCUGAAGAAAGUUUACAGUUCGUACCUUGCCGAACAUUCUGAUGGCGAUGAGGAGGCCUCCAGCUUUGUGGAAUGGUGUGAUAGUCGAAAGAAGGAGAGUCCACAGUUCGCAUUUUGGUUCUCUAUCCUGAACAUGGAAUUGUCAGUCUUAACACUGGUGCGAGCAUUUAGAGAAGGGAAUUUCAAUCUGUAUCGAGAAUCACUGUCGGAACUGAUACCCUACCUCUUUGCCAACGACAGUGUCAACUAUGCAAGAUGGCUUCCUAUUCAUCUGCGUGAUAUGAUAUCAUUAGAGAAGCAGCACCCUAAGGUCGCCAGAGAAUUCCACAAUGGGAAUUUUGUGGUUCAUAAAACUGACAAUAAGUUCUCCGCAAUGGCAAUCGACCAAGUCCAUGAACAAAACAAUGCCGUUAUGAAAGGAGAUGGGGGAGCUGUUCGUCUGACAGAGGAUCCAUCAGCUCUUCGGAGGUGGAUGGUGGCUGGUCCAGAAAUUAGCAAAUUCGUUGCUGACUAUGAAGCCGUAUCAGGAAGCAAAGAGGCGAAGAAAGGAAGUCAUCACCAUGAGCAGUCGCCAACUGCUCAGAAGGCAUUCUUUGAAAAGGUUCAGCGGCUUACAAGUGUGAUAGAAGAAAUGGGCAAUCCAUUUUCGGAGGAGUCCACUGAUGUACUGUCGCUUUAUACUAAGGACAUUACUGAUCUUACAGCAGCGCUGCUGGUUGCCUCUCAUCUGGAGAAAGGGAAAGAGCAAUUCCAAAUAUUCAUGGAUAAAUUCAAGACCGACAGUCAGCAUUUCUAUCAGCCAAUCAAGCGGAAUAAUAAAGGCUUCUUCAAAACAAGCACAGAUUCAACAGAAAAAUCGGAAGCACAGCUACUAAAGAGGGAUUGUCAACUGUUCUCCAGCCUUUUCAUCUCUUGCCAAAGCAGAGGGUGUGAUUUACCAGAGUUUUUCAAACACGAGAACCAAUCUUUCCCUCCGUCACUCAGCAAGCGAGGCAAACUACAUGUCGCUACCAAGUCUGAUCUCGUGGACGUCCUGCAAACCAAGGGGGAGCUUCCAGAAACUGACGUACUCAUAGCAGAUGGUGCAUUUCUAGUCAAUACAGUAACGCCUAGGACACCGAAGACGUUUGAAGAAUAUGCCAGACAGGAUAUUCUUCCUAAGGUGCAAUACUACAGUAGCAAUUACAAGAGAACAGAUAUCAUUUUUUAUGUCUAUCACGAGCCUAGUCUGAAGUCUGAAGCACGAUCAAAACGCGGGAAAUCUAUCAGGAGGAGAGUAACGGCAAUGAGAAAAACACCGACUAAUUGGAAGAGCUUUCUAAGGAACAACGCCAACAAAACAGAGCUGUUGAAUUUUCUUGCUGAUGAAGUGGGUAAAAUGCUCACAACGAAUGAAGUAAUUGUAACACAAGAGGAAAAUUCUCUACCAAGUUCCAGCCAUCCUGAUACUAAGAUAGACGAACUGGCUCCUUGCACACAUGAAGAGGCAGAUACCCGGAUAUUUUUGCAUGCCUGGAAUGCGGCUAAGGAUGGACACAAGUCUCUCAUGAUUGAAGCUAAUGACACGGGCAUUGUAGUCAUAAGCCUGAUGUCUUCUUUCAGUGCAAUGGGCAUGGAGAAAAUGUGGAUCGCCUAUGGCAAGGGGGAGCACACUCGAUGGAUCCCAAUACACAACCUUGCAUCUUCUUUGGGACCGGAAAAAACGAAGGGAUACUAUUCUUCCAUGUAUUUUCCGGGUGUGAUGUGGUAUCUGGAUUCAAUGGCAAAGGGGAAAAAAGCAUGGCAGACAUGCCUCGGCUACAUUUGCGAAACUCAGCCACUGUCCUCCUGA
Messenger RNA from Acanthosepion pharaonis, 1974 nucleotides. NCBI's taxonomy places the organism in Eukaryota, Metazoa, Mollusca, Cephalopoda, Sepiida, Sepiidae. The record is from the annotation of a GenBank genome assembly.